CGCCCCGGACGGCUCGCUGUUGUACCGCCUGCCGCGGGGGCCGGGCGGGCUGCAAUAAACGGUUGAACGGGGUUCGGCUCCGCCCGCUCCUUGCGUUUGCGUAUUUCCCGGCGUGCCGGUUGUGGCCACACAGCGGCCAUGGGCUCGGAGGCGGCGCUGUUGCUGGAGGCGGCGGAUUUCGCGGCCGAGAAACACAGGGAGCAGCGGCGGAAGGACCCCGAGGGCACCCCCUACAUCAACCACCCCAUCGGCGUAGCGCGGAUCCUGUCGCACGAGGCGGGCGUCACGGACAUCGUGGUGCUGCAGGCCGCGCUGCUGCACGACACGGUGGAGGACACGGACACGACGCUGCCCGAGAUCGAGGCGCGCUUCGGGCCCGAGGUGCGGCGCGUGGUGGAGGAGCUGACGGACGACAAAGCGCUGCCGAAGGCGGAGCGGAAGCGGCUGCAGGUGGAGCGCGCGGCCGGGAGCAGCCCCCGCGCCAAGCUGGUGAAACUGGCGGACAAACUGCACAACCUGCGCGACAUGCGCCGCUGCGCGCCCAGAGGGUGGUCGGAGGAGCGCGUUCAGGAGUACUUCCGGUGGGCAGCGGAGGUAGUGGGCGGCCUGCGCGGGACGAGCCCGCCGCUGGAGGCGGCGCUGCAGCGGCUGCUGGAGGAGCGCGGCGUGGCGCUGGGGCCGGGGCCGGGGCAGGGGCAAUAAACGCGGCGGGCGCCGCCUCACGUGUUC
This is a messenger RNA of Numida meleagris (helmeted guineafowl), 729 nucleotides long. RefSeq names its product HD domain containing 3 (gene HDDC3). The record is from RefSeq and is a predicted model, not a curated record. The transcript has 4 exons. Lineage: Eukaryota; Metazoa; Chordata; Aves; Galliformes; Numididae. The coding region runs from base 139 to 702 and encodes 187 amino acids. Gene Ontology annotation, molecular function: guanosine-3',5'-bis(diphosphate) 3'-diphosphatase activity.